Phyllostomus discolor (pale spear-nosed bat) is the source of this 1743-nucleotide messenger RNA. It is a transcript of the gene DDX53, whose product is annotated as DEAD-box helicase 53. Lineage: Eukaryota; Metazoa; Chordata; Mammalia; Chiroptera; Phyllostomidae. Gene Ontology annotation, molecular function: ATP binding; RNA helicase activity; RNA binding. The record is from RefSeq and is a predicted model, not a curated record.
AUGACUGGUCAGAAAAAUUAUGACCCAGAGCCAGCUAGAAUCCAGGAAGUCGGUGUAUAUGAAGAAGAGCUGCCAUUCCAGCACAAACCUGCUCUUGCCUUUAUAUUAAAAAAUGUGACUGGUGCAGUGAUUGGUCACGGCACAUCAAAAAUAAAGGACAUCCAGAGUGUGACAAACACCAAAACACAGAUCAUAAGGGGUCAUCCCAACCCAGAGGUAAAAAUUUUAGGCAGCAAGGAGAUAAAAGCCAAGGCAAAGCAGCCAUAGGAACUGUUGUUUAAAAACAAGAAAGAAGUUACAAUUCAGAAUACAGUGUGGAUAAUGCUGCAUUCCUGACCCUCUGUUGGAAGAGACUUAAUCACAGACAACAUUCGUAGAGAAGUCUGGCCAUUGAUAGACUGGGAUCAAAUUAAGGCAGAAGUUGCAGACUGAGAAAAAAGUCAAUGGGCAGAUUUACCACCAAUUAAAAAGAAAAACUUUUACAUAGAAUCUGAAUCAAGAAGUUCACUGUCUCAAGUGGAGGUGAGCAUCUGGAGAAAGGAAAAUUUCAAGGUAUUCUGUGAUGACUUGAACAUUGGUGAAAAACGUGCUUUCCCCAAGCCAAUUUGUAAAUUUGAAGAUGCUUUCCAGAAUUAUCCUGACUUGAUGAAAAACAUUUAAAAAGCAGGAUUUCAAGAGCCAACAACACCAAUUCAAUCAUGGGCAUGGCCAGUUGUUCUACAAGGGACAGAUCUUACAGUAGUUGCCCCAACCAGAACAGGAGAAACACUGUCUUCUUUAUUGCCUAGGUUUAUUCAUGUCAGUUCCCAACCAACACCUAGAAGACAAAGCACAGGACCUGGCCGAGUCCUUACACCAACAAGAAAAUUAGCACUCCAGGUGGAGAGUGAAUGUUCUAAGUAUUCAUAUAAAAGUCUUAAAAGUAUUUGUAUAUAUGGUGGUACAGAUAAAAAAGAACAAGUAAAAAACAUCGCCAAAGGCAUAGACAUCACUAUUGCGAUCCCUGGGCAACAAAUGAACAACUUUGUCAACCUAAGAAACAUCACCUACUUAGUCUUAGAUGAAGCUGAUAAAAUGCUAGAUCUGGGAUUUUAACAGCUGAUAAUGAAGAGUUUAUUACGUGUGCACCCAGACCGGGAGACUAUUAUGACAAGUGCAACUUGGCUAGAUACCAUUCGUCGACUUGCACAAUCUUAUUUGAAAGAGCGUAUGAUUGUUUCUGUUGGUUCUCUAGAUUGAGCUGCUGUAAAUACAGUGAAGCAAAAUACAAUUGUUACUACAGAAGAAAAAUGAUCUCCUGUCCAAAAACUCCUAUACUGCCUGGCAUCCAGAGACAAAGUCAUCAUGGUUGUUAGCAGAAAACUUGUUGCUGAUGACUUAUCCAACAAUAUAAGCACCCAAGGCCUAUCACAAUCACUGCAUGGAAACAGAGAACAGAGUGAUUGUGAGAAGUCACUGGAUAACUUUAAAAGUGGAAAUGUUCAAAUACUGAUUGCUACUGAUUGCUACCGAGGUCUUGAUGUUAAUGAUGUCACACACAUAUGUAAUUACAAUUUCCCACAGAAUAUUAAAGAAUAUGUACACAGAGUAGGGCGUCCUGGAAGAGCAGGGAAGACUGGCAUACCCAUUACUCUUGUGACUAGAAAUGAUUGGAAGAUUGCUCCUGAACUGGUUAAAAUUUUGGAAAUAGCAAAUCAAAGUAUCCCUGAAGUUCCUGUAACAAUGGCUGAACAAUAUAAAUAA